Armigeres subalbatus is the source of this 5189-nucleotide messenger RNA. RefSeq names its product mucin-5AC (gene scaf). Gene Ontology annotation, molecular function: serine-type endopeptidase activity. Gene Ontology annotation, biological process: proteolysis. The record is from RefSeq and is a predicted model, not a curated record. NCBI's taxonomy places the organism in Eukaryota, Metazoa, Arthropoda, Insecta, Diptera, Culicidae. Bases 1 to 4077 code for a protein of 1358 amino acids. The transcript is spliced from 9 exons.
AUGGAUCAGCCACGUAAGUCUUGGGUAGCGCCGGACGGAAUUCAUCAGGACGUUGAAACAUUCGGUAGGAUGCUGGCUGUUCAGCAGGAGCGUCGGAACAUUCAUGAGCUGGUCAACAAAAGGAUAGAGGACGCACCACUCCCGCUCGGUGAACCGGAAAGGUACGCGAAGCCGGGUCGCUUGGGUACGUGUGCCUCUAUUCGGCGGAGCCGAUCGUCCCGGGGAAUCCAGGCCAAGUGCCACAACACUCUCUCCGAUCGAAAUCGGAAGCUUCCGUUCCAGCCGCCACUCACUCCGCACCUUUACAUCGGCCAUAUCGCACACGGGUCAUCUCUAUCGCAGCGCGCCAAAUCGCAGUACGGACACGCCGGUGAUCGCCAUCGUGUUACCGCCAUCUUCGUAGCUAUCGUCGCCAUCGUCAACGACAUCGAAGCCUCAUCGUUCCUGCCGGCAUCGAGUCAUCAAAAUCUUGCGCAGAUGAACCUGAGAACGGGGGCCUUUGUAGGCCUGCUAUGUAUAGGGCUGGUGUCGGCCCAAUUGAACUACCAGCCAGAGUUCCUCUCGGCUGGUCAGGGUUUCCGUGCUGCUUCACAAUACCGAAGUAAAUCAGUUUUCAAACGUCAAGCUCCGGGUGAUGGUGCUGAUGUAAUACCGCAUGAUCAAAAGAAACAAACUACUUUCUGGUGGGUAGCGCCAGACUCUCCUUUCAAGGCUACUAAAAUCGGUGGCGGUGUGCAGUCUCCUCCGGGCGCUAGUGAAGAUGGAGCUUCGGGAGCAGCAGGAGCUGCAGGUGCCGGCGGAGCGGCUGCUGGGCAGGCUGGGACAGCAUCAGCAGGACAGGCAGGAGCUUUUGGUUCAACAACAUCAUCACAAUCUAGUUUUCAGGCUACUGCUUCGAGAUCGUUCGGAGCUACUGCCGGACAAACCGGCCAAGCUGGCCAAGCUGGACAAGCUGGCCAAGCUGGACAAGUUGGACAAGUCGGACAACAGGGAGCUAGUGGAACUUCUACUUCGGUCCAGGCUACCGCAUCUAGGACAGUCGGUACCCAGACCGGAGCAGUAGCAGGUCAAGGUCAAGCAGUUGGGGGUAUCGGAGGAUUCGGUACCACCAUCUCCAGGACCUCGACCGCCACUACACGAACCACAGGUAUCCAAGGUCAGGCUGGAGCAUUUGGACAAACAACCAAUACGCAAGCUGCUGGUACAAACACCGUGGCUGGGGCCACGCGUACCAAUACGUUCACAGCAACAAAUCAGGUCAACUCACAAGGCGUUAUUUCACCAGGACAACCAGGUCAGCCAGGUCAGCCGGGACAACCAGGUGUAACCGGCGGAGUGCGAACUACCAGCACAUUCCGUAAAACAACCGCCACAACAACGACAGGAGUUGCUCCAGUUCCUGCUCCUGCACCACCGCCACCAGUCUAUACUAACACUAAUACAGCUACUACUAUCUCUAGAAAUACUAAUACAGCUACUAGCAUAACCAAUACGCAGCAGCAGCAACCGCCGCCGCCUGGUACUUUCCAAACUAAUACUAACACAGCUACAACUUCUACCUUCGGGGCUGCUACCAGGACCGAUGUAACCGGUACAAGAACCGAUCAAGGGCCGCCUCCUAUCUCGCCAACAUCAGGUAUUGGAGGAUCCAGUAUUACACGCUCACAGGAAAACACCGGCACUGGCAUUAGCACACACACCAUCACCAGUGGUGUCAACCUGCAGCCAUUCUUCAAAAAGACCACUGUUACAUCGCAUGGUUACGACUAUCCCGUCCCGACGACGGUUCCAUGCUACGAACCGAACAAGGUUUGUACACCGAACGAGUACUGUGUCAACGGAUUGGUCCAGGAGAGCCAGCUGAAUCUGUUCAACACCAACAACCAGAACUGCAACUCAGCCACCGAGCAGUGUUGUAAGAUUCUUCCAGCGCCACCACCAACCCAGUGUCCGGAUAACACAUACGUCUGUGUUUCGCCCGACUUGUGCAACAAUGGACUGCUGAGCUUCGAUGCGCAGAAUGCGAUUUCCCCACAGCCGUCCGGCCAAUGCUUUUCUCCGGAAGUAUGCUGCAAGACCCAAUCGCUCAUCUCCGAGUCGACCGUGUUGACCAAUGAAGGAUACGUAGUAAGAGUACCAGACAAUCAAUACCUUCCUCCGGAAGGCCAAAACACAAACACAGACAUUCAAACUGCACGCCCACCACCACAACCCACCACUCCACGCCCACCACCACCCACUACUACACGUUACGUUCCACCACCCACCACAACACGUUACGUACCACCACCAACCACCAAUCGUUACGUGCCACCACCAACCACUACUCGCUAUGUACCGCCACCAACCACCACGAGGUACUUCCCACCACCGACCACUACGAGCCCUCCAUAUCGCGGUGAUGAGUACAUUCCACCCAGGGAAGAAAUUCCAGCAUCCUCCAAUACCGAUCCUAAUGCGGUGAGACCUCCACAGGAUACGAACGAAGUUCCCAGCCCAGCCCAGGACACGCCCAGCUUCAUUCGUCCAACGCCACCACCACGACCGAUCCAGCCCCGGCCUAACCCACCACCAGUCGGAGGAGACGCUCCACCACCACUCCCACCAGUAGGAUGCUCGGCUGCCAUGAACUGUACCGAACGCGAAUUCUGCUCUUCCACCGGUGUCAUCUCCAAGACCCCAGUCGUCCUAACCCCCGAGCAGGAGCUGUUCCGAGUUCCGGUCACCGAAUGCCGCAACCCAGAAAAGGGCUUCACCGGAGUGUGCUGCCGUGAUCCAGACUACGUUGAUCCAUGGCCGGUAGGUAUGCUGGGACUGUACAACCCGGAAAUCCUGCCCUUCGACGAUGGCUCCUACAAGCCCAACGGAAACAACGGUAACGGCAACCAAAAUGGAAACAGCAUCACUCAGACCAGCCAAACCCAGCGAAGCGAAGCAUUCCUGCCGUCUCCCAGUCGAGUGACAGCCGCUCAGAGCUACGGUCCGAAUCAAAUAACCAGCGCCAGCCAGAGUCAGUACACGCAAUCCAAGUCCCAGUACGAUCGAGGUGUCACGGCUUCUGCUUCAACAACGUCCAACACCGCAGUGCAGAGACAACAAACGCAAACAACGGGCAACGGUGGAAGUAAACGAUUCACGGCCGGUGGACUUCAGUUCGUACACAGCGGCAAUACGCGUUUCAAGCCAUUCCAAAAGCAGUCGGAUGGACAGUGCGCACCAAGGAACUAUAACACUCAACCACGAGGUGCCGGACCAUGGGAUACUGGAUUCGGAGAGUUCCCUUGGCAAGCGAUGGUGAUUCUCGAAUCGAACAAGACUCUUCUUUGCGGAGGUGCCAUCAUUUCUGAGACAACCGUAGUGACUGCCGCCAACUGUGUAUACGGACUGAACCCACGUGACGUGAUGAUCAAGGGAGGUGAAUGGCGAUUGGGAGUUGACGCUGAACCAAAGACAUUCCAAAUUGUGCGAGUAAAGGACGUUAUCUAUCAUCCGGCCUACCAACCAACGACUCUGAACUACGAUGUCGCCAUGCUUGUGUUAGAGGACCGCCUGCGAUUCGAUACCCAUAUUGGACAAUUGUGUCUGGAUGAGAACGAUGUUGUGCCAAGUGCUUCGUACGAAAACUGCGUGACAACCGGUUGGGGACGUGAAGUGUUGAAGAUUCACAUCGGAAACGCUUUGAUGCAUCAAAUGCCAAUUUCGCUACUUUCGGAAGCCGAAAGUCAGCGUCAGCUGCAAAACAACGGAUUCACGCCAGAGUCGCACAUCUGUGGUCGUCCAGCGGCCGAUGCCUGCGACGUAGACAUCGGUAGUGCGUUGGCUUGUGCCGACACCAGCGGAUCGUACUACUUGAAGGGUGUCUACUCGUCGGACAACGGCUGUGGCCGACCGGAUCAGAUAGUGUCCUUCUCGAACAUCGAUGUGCAAUGGAUCAGACAGGCCCUGAAGAAUCCAAACCAAUUCAUCACGGCAGUGCCGAAUUACCAGACGGCAGCCAACAGUCCAGUGAUCAGCACCGUCCAGCAGCCAUCGACGUUGGGGCCCAAUUAUGGAAAGGCUUAUCUGCCUCCGUACUAAUAGGUGCCACCGCAGUAGAACAAGCCCACUGAGAUAUGACAUAAUUUACUAAAUGCUUUAGUUAGAACGUAUUCUAGCCGUUAGCGUUGCAGAAGUGACCACACUGUUUCACCGCACCUAGAGACAUCGAAACAUCCAAUCGUCAUUCAUUUGUUUAACCUCCCAAAAUCAAACCUCUAGAUUAAGUAUGUUUACAUUGAAUGCAUCUUGUUGUGAUCUGUACGAAACAACCCAUCCAAGAAUCAUGCGCAAAUUCUUCAUCAAAACAAAAAUCAUUGUCGAGUUUCGCCUAGGUAAACGCCCCACUCACACCAGUGAUUAUCUAAAGCAAUGAAUAUCGUACGUAGAACAAAGGUCACCUUCCUACACCUUAGCCAAAACCCUGCCCCAUUAUUCAUAUCGCGAAACAGGUUUAGCAAAAGUGCGCACACGCGACCCCUUUUGAAAGUAGGCCCUUUCUUGAGCCAAAAUAAAAACGACGUUAAUACUCCCGAAAGCACUACCAUCGAACGCCAUGUACAAAGCCCCAUCUUUCGCCCUUAUGUUUAGUUUAGAUCGUUUAGCAUUCAGUUUUCUUUUAUGUUUUAUAACGAUAUUACUGACACCUGGACAUUUUCGUACCUUUUUAAGACGUUUCCCCAUCUUCGAACCUUUCGCGGCACCAAUUUAUUUAAUUACAUAUUCCAAAUAUAUGAUAAUCAGUAAAAACGAAAUAUAAAAAUAUGGUCAUAAAGAAAAUGAGAAUGCAUUUCAAGAGUUAGAUACACAAUAUUCUAAUCAUAAAUGCACAAUAGAACAACAAACUGUGAAUGAAAGGAAAAGCUGAUGGACGGAAGUCAAUGACUAUUGUUUGCUGUAAUAAUUCGUAAGUAAUGUUAAAAGAGAAAUGUUCGGUAGAGAAGUUUUAACGCUAUUAGCUUAGCGGAUAGCAGCAGGCCCGAAAUGAGACAUACAGAUAUAGUUAGAAGCAAAUAGUCGACGGAUCGGAUCGUGACAAAAAUACCCGCAAACAAUGAAACGAGUUUAACGUAACGUAAAAAUGAUAUUUUUAGUAUUAUUUAAUUACCUGUACAUAAAAUUCACUACUGUAAGACACAUCUGUAAGAAAAUAA